AUUAUUAAUGCAACAAGCUUUCAGCUAAGAAAAGAUAUGUUGUUAUGAAAUCCUAACAGUCGACUAGGUUUUAAGAUAUCAUAAUGGAUAGAGAUGAAGUUAAUCCAACUACAGAGAACGAAGACGAUGAUCAUCCAGAUGAUAAUGAGGAAAUGGAUCCUAGAGUUCAAGCCGAAUUAGAAUGUAUGAAUGACACUGCUACGGAAAUAAACAAAUUGGAGAACGUAUUGGAGGUUUCUAGAAGGAAUUUUCGCAUUCAAAUGAAGGAAUCAACAGAAACUAUGAAUGCUAUGUACAGAAAACUAAAGAGCGCAGUCAACAAGGCUAGACCCUAUUACGAGGCUGUUAGAGAGGCUAAAAAGGCUCAUUCACAAGCUCAAACAGCUGCGAAGGAAUACCAAAUGGCAAUAGAUCGUUAUAGAGCCGCUAAGGAAACUGUUUGUAUUGCUGAAAAAAGGUUAAAAAUUGAAAUGGAGGAAAAUCCUGGAGAGGAUAAAAGGAUAUUAGAUCCAGCUUGGCAAGAAAUGAUGAAUCAUGCUACGAUUAAGUUUAUGGAUGCUGAAAAUAGUAAAACACAAUUGGAAGAAAUUCAUAAAGUUAAAGCCGUAGAAUAUUCCGGAACGCAGCAACGAGUAAGAGAAUUGGAAAGGAAAAUGCCUUUGAGUAUUGGGAAAGCUAAACCUUAUUUUGAUACUAAGGAAAAGCUAGAACAUAUAUUAGAGCAACAGAAAAGUGAAAUAGAAUUAAAUCAGAAAGAAAUCAUUGAAGCCAAACAACAGUAUUCAAAUUGUUUGAUGCGACUAGAAAAAAUAUCUGACGAUAUCAGAAGAAAGAGAAAUAUAAAAAAUAUUUUACCACCAAGAACGCCCGGUGUUGGUGCAGAGGUGGAUAAAUUAUCAGAUCUUGCCUCCAUUAAUUUAGAUGAUCAUCCCGAUGAUGCUUCAGUUUAUUCAACAGAUCUCUUAUCCGAUACGGAAUCUAUUUGUAGUGAUACAGCGGAAUAUUUUCGACAUAGAACUAAUCCUAGUCUUUUUGAAUUUACCUCCUCAAAGUCCGAAGACAACACUGAAGUAGAAAGAGGAAGAGAUUGUAAAAGAAAUCGCGAUAUACAUUCUGCUCCCACUUCCAAUAUUCAUAGUCCAGAGGAUGAAAAGGGCAGAAGGAGACCUAGAGUAGCUGGACGAAGCUCUUCUAGAAAGAGUCUUAAAAUUGAAAGAGUGAGAGACAAUCAUCCAUUAGCCCUAGGCGAAAAGAUUGAAAAUGUGGAAUCUGUUACCGUAAGAGUAAGAGAUGGAGAAAAAACUAUAACAAAAACAUACGCUCUCACCGAAGUAAAAGACGUUCAAGACAUAAGUGUUAAAAAAGAAAAGAAAAAAUUAUCACAAGGUGUUCUACUUGCAGUUGGACAAUUAUCCCCUCCAAAUAUUUAA
Dimorphilus gyrociliatus is the source of this 1430-nucleotide messenger RNA. The record is from the annotation of a GenBank genome assembly. Lineage: Eukaryota; Metazoa; Annelida; Polychaeta; Dinophilidae.